Molecule: messenger RNA, 2412 nt
Organism: Cinclus cinclus
Lineage: Eukaryota; Metazoa; Chordata; Aves; Passeriformes; Cinclidae
Gene: ADAM28
Product: ADAM metallopeptidase domain 28
Exons: 24
Coding region: 1-2412 (803 amino acids)
Biological process (GO): proteolysis
Cellular component (GO): plasma membrane
Molecular function (GO): metalloendopeptidase activity
Source: RefSeq, a predicted model, not a curated record
AUGGAAAUCCUCCUCAUUUCUGCUCUUCUGCUGCUUUUCCUCCAACAAGGGAGCAGCAGAGAGAAGUUCCCCGGAGCUGAGCACUAUGAAAUCGUUUAUCCACAGAAAUUGCACGCGGUGCACAGGAGAGGUGUAGGAACAAGCUCAGAGAGCAAAUACGAUGACAUAGUGAAGUACGGGAUCAAAGCCAACGGAGAGGAAGUGGUGCUGAAACUCCAAAAAAAUCGGGAUCUCCUGGCUGGGGAUUAUUCUGAAACUCUUUAUUCUGCUGGCGGCCGACAAAUAACAACAACUCCUCACAUCAAGGAUCACUGUUACUAUGGAGGCCACGUGGAGGGUGAUGCUGAGUCUGUGGCGAGCAUCAGCACCUGCACAGGGCUCAGUGGCUACUUUGAGACCCGCGGUCAGAAGUUCCUGAUUGAGCCCCUGGGAGCCUCGGGCAGGGCUGAGCACGUGGUUUAUAAAUACGAGGCCCUGAAACAAGAACCCAUCAAAACCUGUGGGCUGGUCAACAACUCCUGGGAACAGGACUCCAGGGACCCCAUCAACGACAUCUUCAAAUCCAGCAACAGCCCAGAGAUGAAAGCCUACCUGAAGGCAAGGAAGUACCUGGAGCUCUACAUCGUUGCAGACAAUGCUUUGUACAAGAAAUAUGAUGAAGAUGUUAAAAAAAUAAGACAAAGGAUAUUUGGAAUAGUCAACUACAUCAACACGGUGUAUAAAUCCAUCAACACCCACGUGGCCCUGGUUGGCCUGGAGGUGUGGACAGAUGGGAACAAGUGUCCCCUGAGCAGGAGCGCGGGGUCCACCCUGGACAACUUCUCCAGAUGGCGCCGGACGGAGCUGCUGACGAGGAAGAGGAACGACAACGCUCAGCUCAUCACAGGUCUGGACUUCGAGGGAACCACCAUUGGAUUGGCCUUCCUCAAAUCCAUAUGCAGUGAUUUAUACUCUGCAGGUAUUAUUCAGGACCACAACAGGAACGAGAUUGCAGUGGCAGCCACCAUGGCCCACGAGAUGGGGCACAACCUGGGCAUGAGCCACGACACCGAGGUCUGCUCGUGCAGCGACGACGUUUGCAUCAUGACAGACACUGUCAGCUCCAGGAUUCCCAAGGAGUUCAGCUCCUGCAGCCUGCAGAGCUUUGAGACGUUCAUGCUGGCCGACAUGCCCAGGUGCCUGACCAACAUCCCAGAGCUGAGCAGCAUCAUUGCCCCUCCGUCCUGCGGGAACGGGUUCGUGGAGAAGGGAGAGGAAUGUGACUGUGGCACUCCCGAGGAGUGCACGAACGAGUGCUGUGACCCUGAGAGCUGCAAGCUGAGCUCGGGAGCUGCCUGUGCACACGGGGAGUGCUGUGAGAACUGCCAGUACAAGAAGCCGGGCUCGGUGUGCCGGGCGGUGAAAGACGACUGUGACCUGGCUGAGAUGUGCACAGGGAGCUCCCCCAGCUGCCCUGAGGAUCGAUUCCGGGUCAAUGGGCACCCCUGCAACUUUGGAGAGGGAUAUUGCUACAUGGGCACCUGUCCCACCCGUGACAGCCAGUGCAAAGCUGCCUUCGGGCCACAGGCCACAGAGGGCCCAGCCUCCUGUUACCACAUGAACGAGAGGGGGACAUAUUUUGGAUACUGCAGGAAGGAGCAGGGGACUCACCUCCCGUGCAAGAAAAAAGACAAAAUGUGUGGAAAACUCUACUGCUCUGGAGGGAGGGAGAUGCCUCGGGAUGGGAGCCUGCUGACCUUCCGCUCCUGCAAAGGCAGCUUCCCCAGGGCUGGGGAGGAGGACCCGGGGAUGAUCCUGGAUGGAACCAAAUGUGGGAAUGGCAUGGUGUGCAGCCACGGGGAGUGUGUCCAUGCUGAGGAGGUCUUCAGAUCCACCAACUGCUCUGCCAAGUGCUCUGGCCAUGCUGUGUGUGACCACAAGAUGCAGUGCCAGUGUGAGGAGGGGUGGGCACCCCCAAACUGCGACAGCUCCUCAGCCCUCACCAGCAUUGCUGUGGCUGCUGGGGUGCUGGCUGUCCUGGCUGUCACUGCAGCUGCAGCCGUGCUGCUCACCCGCUUCCGAGGCUUCCACAAGAGCCACCAGACCGGGAGGGGACCCGGAGCCACCAACCAGGUCUUUGUGGAUCAGGAGCAGAGCUGCAGGGAACAGCCUGUGCUGGUGCCACCUGCCCCGAAGGUGAUCGAUAACAAAGUUCUUCCCGUGCCUCCCCCUCAGGAGAACAAACCCCAGCGGCAGAGUCCUGCCCUGAGGCCCAAAGGUCCUCCACCCCCCGUUCCUGUCACCAAACCUGGCUCUUCCCACCCCGAGAAGAAAUUUGCUCCAGAGAGAAAACCUCCUCCUGUGCCCGUUCCCAAAGGCAAACCCCCCCCUCCACCCCAGGCCUUGAAGCCCCCGAUGAACCCCAGAGUGUGA